AUGAAAUGCUGCAACCUGAAAUCUGAGCAGGAGGAAGCAGGGGAAAGGGACGCCCUGGAGGAGGAAGAAACACCAGGCGAGGGAAACCCUUGCCGCUGUAGGAACCGGUCCCAUUCAAGGAACCUGGAGAGUCCAAAAGGAACCAUAACACACCGUGGCGAAGGGAUCCCCAGAGGCAAAAGAUCCCACACAGCCUACCCUGCCACACAGGCAUCGCAGCGCAAGGAUCCAGGUCCAAAAAGGCAAAGAACAAAUUCUGCUGUUUCCUUGGGCUCCCCCACCACUGUCCCCAAACCCAAUCACCACAAAGGGCACCCAUCUAGGACCUACAGUGAGUGGCCCUUUCCUGGGACCCAAGGCUCCCCUCACCCAGGCCCGCGGGCGCUCACCCACCUUCUCCCCAGCCCGUUCUCCUGGACCCAUCUAAAGGAGCGCAGUGGGGACCCCCUCCCCCGAGUGUUUGGGGCUGUUGGUCUGCCGCCCCUUCCUCGCACUGCCUUCAGCCAGGCUCCCAGCGAGCCCCCUCCGGCGCUCUGCCGACCUACAGGAAAAAAAGCUGCGCUCCCGCCCCGCGUUCCGAGCCUGGAGCGAGAGGCGCUUUGGAGAGCCAGGGACGGACCUGCAGGAGCCAGGGCCGCCCGCCGAGCCGCAGAGCUGCCGCUGUCGCCUUUGCAGUCGCCCUUGCAGUCGCCCGCCCGCGGUCCGGACAGGGACCCUCCCCUCACCCCCCCCCCCUUCACCGCCCAAGCACCCGUGCGUACCGGGAGGAAAAAGCUGCACAGGUGCACGCGCGGGUUCCUGCUCCUGUCCAUGCAGUCUGGACUCCUCCUGUGUGAUUUCUGUCCGUCUCCUCAUCUCACCAUCUCAGCUUAUCCAACAAAAGUAUUAACAUAUUCAUCAACAACGUCGAAAGUAGCCUACUUUAAGAGAAAAUAUGCAGAAGAAGAAGAUCUACAUCAAGAUUACCAUGGUUAUUUUCCAAAACACCUGAUAUUACCCGAGGACAGGACUUGCAUUCUGAGACUUUCUCUGGAGAAACUUAGGUUUCUAGAAGACCCAGAAACCUAUUUACGAAGGUCUGUGUUAAUUAACAAUUUGCUGAGGAAGAUACACCUAGAGACGGAGAAAGAGAGUUAUGAGUACUAUAAGGAAGCUUCCUGUUGUAAGACUGCUUAUUCUGAUGCAAGGAAACGGCUGAAGUUGAUGGUACAGGGAUGCUAUUCCCAAUCUCUGUAUUACGAAGAGCUGCAUUCGUAUCAUAUUGUGCCUUAUGCUUCGGAGAAUGCCAUUUAUGGAAUGGGCUACACUAGUGACCACUUGGAGCAAAAUUCUCAGUUGCUUAUUUAUAAAAUGAAUUAAAGUAACUGCUAAGUUUAUUGAUAUUUUGUUUCUAAAUGCCUGAAUUGUUUAUAGUGACAAUGUUAAUAUAAGGUACUAAUUGCCAGUGCACUUGACCUCGGAGAGGAGAUGCAUGCAGAACUGGUUGGAGAGAACCAUGGGUAUUACCCAGCAGUCCUUAGUUUCAUCAAAUUGAAUCAAAAAUAUAUCUACGUAUCAUAAAGUGGUGAAUUAGUAUGCUAGAAGCAGAGAUUUUUUUUCAAUGCAGGAAGGAAUAGAUUAAACUUUUAAGCCUCCCAUUUCUACAAUCUGCCACUCAGUGAAAAGUAGCAAAAAGGAACAGAUUAAUUUGGUAAUGUUAUGACCCUGAGGGUUAAGGGUAGAAUGAAUCUAAUUUUCUGUAAAUGAUGAGAGCUAAUUCUCUCUGAAAUGCUUUGGCCUGUCAAGCUUUGUGCCAAGUAAUUGUUUCACACUAUUCUUUUACCAUUAGAGACGGUGCAAGAUGGGAAAGCAUACAUUACAACUUUGAUGAAUGUACCAACUGGACUAUUCCAAGUUUACCUGUUUUGUUCUUUUGUUGUUUAUUACUAUUAUUUGCUCUUUAUAGACUUUUCUCUUCAAGAGUGAAAUGUAAUCAAAGAGCAUUGUAUAUGGGACUGUCUUUAAGUUCCAGGGGUUGCUAAAAUUUGUGCUUGGCCUUUUAAGAGUUUAAAUUUCAUUUAUGAUGUUAUUUUUAUAGGCUGGGAAGCUCAGGAAAAGGUUUGCAGACAAAAAUGCCUCUUAACUGAGUUACUAAUUGUUACAAAUCUGAUCUGCAAAAAUUGAUGAGCAUGACAGAAACUCUACAUAUUAUUAUUUCUUCACCUUGCUAAUAGAGUACACUUAAGGAUGCCUAGAUGAAACUUUGCACUGAUUUUUGUAUCAUAGAGGAUCAUUUUCUGUUUGAUAAGAUACCCUUGGGGUAUGGUUUAGGUAAGUCCCUAUAUUUUGCACGUUGAAGGAAGAUGAUUUAAUAAGUUACAUAGAUUCAUGAGAUCUGUU
Jaculus jaculus (lesser Egyptian jerboa) is the source of this 2379-nucleotide messenger RNA. RefSeq names its product protein piccolo-like. Bases 1 to 1359 code for a protein of 452 amino acids. Lineage: Eukaryota; Metazoa; Chordata; Mammalia; Rodentia; Dipodidae. The transcript has 6 exons. The record is from RefSeq and is a predicted model, not a curated record.